AUGCGAUUCGACAAUAAAUAUCUGCACCAGAAUCUUUUCCAGGCAUUGCCGCUUGAGUUAGGACUUCAAGUUUUUGGAAGCAUCCUGGGAUAUAUCGUUGUCGUUUUGGUUAUGUCGAAUCGUCAGACUUGGAUUACCCAGAGCCAUCUUUGGUGUUUGACUGGUAUCCAAAUCUUGAAAACAAUCGUGGUCAUUAUUACCGGUGGCCACGACUCAAACCACCUCACAUACCAAACCGUACCUAAGGAUCCCAACUGGAUAUUCGUCGGCCCUGAAUUCCACUCCCUUCACCACGUUUAUCCUGAUCGAUAUAUUGGUUCCUUCAUCAAGCUUUUCGACUGGAUAUGGGGCACAGCCUAUACUUUCCGGGGUAAACGAUUCGUGAUCACGGGUGCAAGUGGGGCUUUUGGUCAAGCUAUGAUAACGGAACUGGAAUGUGAAGGGGUGCAGAGCAUUCACAAGUUGGAGUUCGGCUACGAAUGGGACCAUCAUGAUUAUGAAAAGGCUCUUCCAACACUUUCCACGUGUGAUGUCCUAAUCAUGGCUCAUGGGACAGAGAGCAGUGAUGGAGUGAAAUUCAAUUGUGACUCAUCUGCUCAACUCGUGCAAUUGUUCAAGCAGCACAGAAAGAACAAGAGAUCAAACCCGACACUUCCGGAAGUUUGGUAUAUUGGUAGUGAGAUAGAAUUUCGUCCAUCUUGGGGGAAUAAGGAAUUAGAACCGUACUCCGAGUCGAAAAGAAGGUUCCUCCCUUACGCUCGUUCCUUCUUUGAUGAUCCUGAUAUACUGUACCGUCAUAUUGUGUCAUCCUCGUUUCCCUCGUCCAUUGGGUAUGCGCUGUUUUCGGGUCGUUGGGCUGCUAAGACCACGAUGUGGUGGAUUCGACGUGGUGCACGGUAUAUUCCAGUGACACAUACAGGGGUGGCAUUUUUUCAUUUUUACAAGUUUAUCUAUUAUUUUGUCUCUCUACAGGGUGAUGGAGAUGUUAAAUCGCCGAUCAAAUAA
This is a messenger RNA of Penicillium soppii, 1005 nucleotides long. RefSeq lists its product as uncharacterized. The transcript has a single exon. The coding region runs from base 1 to 1005 and encodes 334 amino acids. The record is from RefSeq and is a predicted model, not a curated record. Lineage: Eukaryota; Fungi; Ascomycota; Eurotiomycetes; Eurotiales; Aspergillaceae.